ACUCCGUGCGUCGCGUCGCGGGGCGCUUUUCUCGGACGCUCGGACGGAACUCGCGAGAUGUUGCCCGAGUCCCCCUCCCCGAAGUUGAACAUGGAAGAAACUCGGAAGAUGAAGCUCGCCUCGGCCCGUAAGAUGCUCCGGGACUAUGAGAUCAAGCACAACAUUAUUCCUGGCAAGAGCGGCAAGAAGAAGAAGAUGUGCAGAGACAAUGACCAGGACACUGCCACUGUUGAGGACCACCAGUUACCCAAAGGAAUUGAGGACAUACUGGAGGUGCUGGUGUGCGACCUGAACCGUUCCAAUGGGGUCGCGCUGUCCCCAUUGGCCGAGUGGCAGGAACCUACAGACCAAGCCCCUCAGCCAGCUGGUGUGGAUGACACUCCGUCCCCAAGUGUCCCAUCGACCCCUCCCCGGGACCCCACCGCCACAGCAGCUCAGACUCCUGGAACACAGAACGGGCAGGGGGAAGCCAGAGCGUCAGAUGCCAUUUCCCUGGGUGGGGUCUCAUCCUCCACCGAGAGUCUGCGCCAGCUCUCUCAGAAAUUGAACGGACUGAUUUCUGAGCCAUCACCCUGUGUGAAAGGCCAAGGUGUCAUGUCCCCAGCAAGCCUGAAAAACCUGGAGAGUCGGUAUCAGGAAAUCUCACUGGCCCUGGACAAGAGCAACACGGAGAAAAAAGAUCUUACCAGCCAGAUCCUUGAAUUGCAACAGCAGCACCAGUGUGCAGUGGAUCAGCUAGAAAAGGAGAAGAAGGAGUUCGAGCAGAAACUGGCCAAAGAACAAGGGUCGCUGCGUGAGCAGUUACAGGUUCACAUUCAGACCAUCGGGAUCCUGGUGUCGGAGAAGUCGGACCUGUACGCGGCCCUGACCCACACUCAGCAGGCUGUGAAGCAGAAGACAGGGGAAUGUGAGGACAUCACCAAGAAACUGCACGCAUCCCGGCAGCGCGUGGGCGACCUGGAGCGCACCCUCUCAGCCCUGGCCACGCAGCAGAAGCAGGACGAGAAGCACAACAAGGAUUUAACCAAGGAAAGAGAUGAUCUGAAGACGGAAUUAUUUCAGAAAAACAAAGGUGUGCAGGACCUGCAGGAUCUGGUCAGUGAGCUCCAGGAGAAGCUGCGUGAGGCGCAAGCGGAGACGGACAACACCCGGCAGAGUGCGGUCGACCUGCAGAAGAAGCUGGAAAUGACAGAGAUGCUGCUGCUGCAGUUCACUGGCCCAACAGCAGCAUCGGACAGUGACCCUCAGGUCGCUGAUGCGCUCGGGGAGAAAAAGCAGAUGGAAAAAGAAAUUGAGGAGCUGAAGAGGCUGCUAAAGCAGUUGCAAGUGGAGCGAGACCAGCACAUGGAACAGAUCAAGGCCCAGGAUGAAUUUUGGCAACAGAGAGUCCAGCAGGCAUUAGAGCAGAGUGCAAUAUUGAAGGAAGAAAACGGAAAGAACAUCACAUACAUUCAAGAGUUGGAAGCCCGCAUGGCCAACCUAAAGGCCCAGUUGGAGGCUCCGGCCCCUCAGGAGCCCCCUGUGAGGCCCACUGGGCUCUCGGAGAUGGAAGAAGAGCUGCAGGCAGAGGCCAGGAGGCUGCAGGAAGAGCUGGCAAGCCUGGCCCAGCAGCUGCAGGCGCAGGUCCUGGACAACCAGAACCUGAGCCAGCUGAAUGCCGAGCAGGGCCAGCGCCUCCUGCAGCUGGAGCGCGAGGCCGAGGUGUGGACUGAGCAGGCCGAGGCGCGCAGCCGCAUCCUGGAGACCAUGGAGAACGACCGCACCACCAUCACGCGCGCCCUGGCCCAGAACCGCGAGCUCAAGCAGCAGCUGGCCGAGCUCCAGGACGGAUUCGUGAAGCUGAGCAAUGAGAACAUGGAAGUGACAUGCUCCUUACAAACUGAGCAGCAUGCCAAGGACCAGUUGGCAGAGAAGCUCGGCAAGAUGCAUGAGAAAUUGGCAGAGAUGAAGGAGACGGUGGAGCUGAAGGACACCGAGGCGCAGUCCCUGCAGCAGCAGCGGGACCAGUAUCUGGGCCACCUGCAGCAGUACGUGGCCGCCUACCAGCAGCUGGUCGCUGAGAAGGAGCAACUGCACCAGCAGGUGCUACUGCAGAACCAGCACCUAGACCGGCUGCAGCACGAGCAAACUCAGGCCAAGGACGACCUGGACGAGGCCCAGGAGGAGCUGAAGGAGGCCCAGGGACUCCUGAAGACCACCCAGGAGCAGAAACAGCAGCUCCAGUCGCAGCUGACAGCACUGCUGAUGCCAGUGAAGGAAAGUGAAUUGGAAGAGGAAGAAGUGGAAAGUGACCCAAGGAAGCUGAGUCUGCCGGACGACCUGGAAACUAGAGAGGCCAUGCUGGAGUUCUGCAACUCGGCCUUAGCAGAGGCAGACAGGGAGCGGGCCAGCCUGCGUGAGCAGCUGAGGCAGGAGAGAGCCAAGAACCAGUGUCUGGCCCAAACCGGGGCAGCCUCGAAGCUUUGGCUAGAGCAGGAGGCCACAGUGCCCCACACCGGGGGCCCCACUGUGCCCCAGGAGACACACGUGGCCCUGAAGGAGGCCAUGGAUUUGUUGCAAGCUCGCUUUGCGCAAAUCAUGCAAGAGAAGGUGGAGCUGAAGGAGCGUGUGGAAGAAUUAGAGCAUCGCUGCGUCCAGCUCUCAGGGGAGACAGAAACGAUCGGGGAGUAUAUCACCCUCUACCACAACCAGAGGGCCGUGCUGAAGGCGCGGCACCGGGAGAAGGAGGAGUACAUUACCCGCCUGGCACAGGACAAGGAGAACCUGAAGGUGCAACUGAUGGAGCUGCAGGAGCUGGUGUUGAUGCUGGUUAAGGACAGUUACUCCGCCCCAGGCACAAAGCCCCCCACCACAGUGCCCCUUGCCGGCAGCAUGGCCGGCACCCCAGAAGAAAUCGCACAGGAGAGCAGCCCUGCCUCCGUGGAGCUGAGCCCCGCAGGGCCCCCAGCCGAGCCCUCGCCCACCACCAACCCCACGGCCUUGAAGAUCAUGCAGCUGCUGAGAGACAUGCAGAACUGUAAGGAGCAGGCCGGCCUGGGCUCUGCGCCUUGCUCCCCCUGUAUCCCCUUUUUCUACAAGGCUGAUGAGAACGACCAAGUGAAGAUCACCAUGAUCUAGCUCCAGCCCACUCCUCCCUGCCCUCCUCCUCUGCUUCUUUCUGCUGAGGAAGGAAGGGAAAGACUGUAGUGCUUCUGCGGGGAAAUAAGGACAGACACGUCCCUCAGCGUUCUGGUGCUUCACCCUAGCAAUGACCGUGAGUGAGGCCAAAGGCACCAGCCCUACAGGCAAACAGCCAAACAGCGUGGCCUGUUGAGAUGAGCCUGGUGUUUGGUCUGUUGACAUGUCCUACAAAAAGUGCCUCCUCUGUCUUUCAAAGGGUGAGCAGCGAAAGUAGGGAAGAAAUGCUGAGGAAAACUAUGGAAGGGAGACAAACCCUGGCAUCAUGAAGGGCUUGAUGAUACUGCCCACAACCCAAAAACUAGACUGCAGUCAUCCCUUGGACUUCAUUCCCCCAACACUAACCCACAUGUAUUUGGGAGUCAAAAAUGUCCCUAAUUCUAGACUUCAGAGGUUCCUGAAGGCAAAAUCAUCCACUCUAGGCCAUAGUAGAGAUGGAAUAGAAAACCCCCCUGUCCGUAAUUCGGCCUCGGGAAGAAACUGACCAGAAAUUCCCACCUCUGCCCCGCCGCGUCCCCAUUUGUCUACUCAAAUGUUCAGCUUCUAGAAAAGCCAAGGUCAAAACUGGAGGUUGAUUGCCCUUAUGGAGAGCCAAGGUACGCCUCUCUGAGCAUUUUACUUACCAUUAUGUCUGGUGUGGCUGGACGGAGGACAGUAAGUUGCUUUCUUUGCGCACAGCACCCUGGCUUCCAUCUUCAGCACCCCUUCUAGUCCCUGAGUACAGCUGAGAGUGAGCCCUGAGAACCAAGCCAGGAUUAAGCCUUGAGCACUGCUAAGUGUGAUCCAAAAACCAAAACAGGACAAAAACUUGGUCCAGGAGGUCAGAGAAGAGGCUCUUGAGACAAUUCAGUGCUCUGCAGGUCCAAGUCUAUUCUUUAGAGCACUGGACUCCUGAGCACAAAGCCAGGAGUAACCUUGAGACACCCCCAUACCAAAAAGAAAGCAAAUUUAGCACAGGCACAGGGGCUUGGUAAGACUUGGAGAUACUGGAGGGUGUGGAGGCACCCAAUGCCUUAGAGAGACCCUCCUUCAGAGGGCCUCACCCCAAAAAGGCACUUUGGGGGCAAACAGGCCCCCCCUUUGGCCCAGGUCAUAGCUGGGCCAUACCUAGACUUUAGCCUAUGGGCUGCCAUGGCCCAGAAAGGUCUGAGCUGGGAGCGCCCUAUCCCAGGACAGAUUGUCUUGCGGGAGGCACCCAAGGAGUGGGUUGCUGACAGGGGCUGAGUUCUAGGCACUACUGGGGUGAGGGCAACUAAUUUAUUGGUGGCAGAGGACAGGGAGGGAGGAGGGGAUGGACUGCUGUCCCCGAGACUCACUGUCCUAUUUCCACUUGGGUUUCAAUAAAUGGAUGUGGAUCCA
Molecule: messenger RNA, 4536 nt
Organism: Suncus etruscus (white-toothed pygmy shrew)
Lineage: Eukaryota; Metazoa; Chordata; Mammalia; Eulipotyphla; Soricidae
Product: golgin subfamily A member 2-like
Exons: 26
Coding region: 58-3117 (1019 amino acids)
Biological process (GO): Golgi organization; spindle assembly
Cellular component (GO): Golgi apparatus; Golgi cisterna membrane; Golgi cis cisterna
Molecular function (GO): protein binding
Source: RefSeq, a predicted model, not a curated record